UACUUUACCAAACUGUGUUUCUAAACUUCUCUAGUUUCAGAACGGUGAGCAAUCAUGGCAAGGCAAGAAUCAUUGUUGCCCUCUUCUUCCUUUAGCUUUGGAUGGAAAUACGAUGUGUUUCUCAGCUUCAGAGGAGAAGAUACUCGUCACGGUUUCACUGGCUAUCUCUACAAAGCUCUUCGUGACAGGGGAAUUCACACCUUCAUUGAUGAUGAAGAGCUUCAAAGAGGAGCGGAAAUCACACCAUCACUUGCCAAGGCAAUUGAAGAAUCCAGGAUUGCCGUCACUGUGUUCUCUAAGAACUAUGCUUCUUCUUCAUUUUGCUUGAAUGAACUUGUCCAUAUCCUUCACUGUAUCAAAGAAAAGGGUCGGUUGGUUUUGCCAGUUUUCUAUGACGUUGACCCUUCUCACGUGCGACAUCAGAGGGGUAGCUAUGAACAAGCAAUGGCUAGUCAUGAAGAGAGGUUCAAGGACAACAAGGAGAAGCUGCGGAAAUGGAGGAUGGCUCUGCAUCAAGCAGCUAACUUGUCUGGCUUUCAUUUUAAACAACAGGGGAAUGAGUACGAAUAUGAGUUUAUUGAGAAGAUUGCUAAAGUGGUCUCCAACAAGAUUAAUCGCUCUCCUUUACAUGUUGCGGAAUAUCCAGUUGGAUUGGAGUCUAAAGUGCUUAAAAUAAUCUCUCUUCUCAAUGUCGGAUCUGAUGGAGUCCACAUGAUAGGGAUCCAUGGAAUUGGUGGCAUAGGGAAGACAACCGUUGCUCGAGCAAUUUAUAAUGCUACUGCUGAUUCAUUUGAAGCUUUGUGUUUUCUUGAUAAUGUGAGAGAAAAUUCAAUUAAACAUGGAUUAGAACAUCUCCAAAUGACACUUCUUUCUGAUUUAGUUGGAGAGAAGGAUAUUAAGUUAUCAAGUGUCAAUAAAGGAAUUCCAAUAAUAAAGCAUAGGCUCCAGCAGAAGAAGGUUCUUAUAGUUCUUGAUGAUGUUGAUAAACGACAGCAAUUGCAGGCAACUGUUGGAAAGCCUGAUUGGUUUGGUUCUGGUAGCAGAAUCAUCAUUACAACUCGGGACAAGCAUUUGCUGAAAAGUCAUGAGGUUGAAAGAACGUAUGAGGUAGAUGGGUUGAAUAAAAAAGAAGCUCUUGAAUUGCUCUGUCAGAAUGCUUUUAGAACUGAUAAAAUUGAUCCUAGUUAUGUUGACAUUUUAAACCGUGCAGUGACUUAUGCUUCUGGACUUCCAUUGGCUUUGGAGGUAAUAGGUUCCAACUUGUUUGGAAAAAGGAUAGAAGAAUGGGAAUCUGCAUUAGAUCAGUACAGAAGAAUUCCUAAUUAUGAGAUCCAGAACAUACUGAAAGUAAGUUUUGAUUCUUUGGAGGAAGAUCAGAAAAAAUUGUUUCUUGAUAUUGCUUGUUGCUUGAAAGGAUAUGUUUUGGCAUAUGUUUAUGCUCAUCAUGAUUUUCGCCCAGAAUAUGGCAUUGGAGUGUUGAUUGACAAAUCUCUCAUAAAGAUUAAUGUAUCUGGUCAUGUAACAUUGCAUGACCUGAUAGAGGAAAUGGGUAAAGAAAUUGUCAGACUCGAAGCACCAAGAGAGCUAGGAAAACGUAGUAGAUUAUGGUUCCCCAAUGAUAUAGUUCAAGUUUUACAAGAUAAUACAGGAACUAGUAGUAUUCAAAUCAUAAUUCUGGAAUUCCCAAAAUUUGAAGAAGUAGUUGAAUGGGAUGGAAACGCCUUCAAGAAGAUGGAAAACCUCAAAACACUUAUUAUUAGAAACAGUUGUUUUGCACAAGGUCCCAAACAUCUUCCAAAUAGUUUGAGAAUACUGGAAUGGUGGAGAUAUCCUUCACCAUCUUUACCGUCUGAUUUUCAUCCAGAGAAACUUGUGAUACUGAAGUUACCUGAAAGUCGUUCUAUUUCAAUUGAUUUUCUCAAGUCAAAUAAGGAGUUUGUGAAUAUGAGAGUUUUGAAUUUUAAAAAAUGUGAAUGUAUUAUCGAGAUACCUGAUGUGUCUGGUGUCCCAAAUUUAGAAGAAUUAUCAUUUGAAAAAUGUUAUAAUUUAAUUAAAAUUCACACAUCAGUUGGAUUCUUGAAUAAACUUAAAUUCUUGAACGCUGAUUAUUGUGAGAAGUUAAGGAGUUUUCCACCCAUCAAGUUGACCUCUCUUAAAAAACUCCAACUUUCAUAUUGUCCGAGUCUUGAGAAUUUUCCAGAAAUAUUAGGAAAGAUGGAAAAAAUAACAAGGCUUGGUAUCACUGACACUCCCAUAAAAGAACUACCAUUUUCAAUUCAAAAUCUCACUCAGCUUGAAAGUCUAGAGCUGAGGCGUUGUGGAGUUCUGCAGUUACCAAGGAGCAUUUCGACGAUGCGAAAACAUCUUUUGUUGAUUGUUAGGGAAUGUGAGGGAUUGCUUUUAUCUAAACAGGACGAAGGUGAGGCACAACUCAUUUAUAGUGUUGACCUUUGGGAAUGCAAUAUAUCAGACGAAUUCAUUCGAAAAGGUCUCCCUUUGUUUGCCAAUGUGCAACGGUUAAGCCUAUCCAAGUGUAAUCUCACAAUUCUUCCUGCAUGCAUCAAAGAAUGUUGCUUUUUGACAGAAUUUUCUUUACUUUCUUGCGAGAAUUUUCGGGAAAUUGGAGGGAUUCCUCCCAACUUAGAAACAUUCUCUGUAGUGAAGUGCACAUCCUUGAAAGUUUUAGACCUCACACUAUUUCCUGAAUGUUUGAAGACACUUGCUUUGGUUGAGUGUGGGAAUCUUCAAGAAAUUAAGGGGAUUUCACCCAACAUAAGAACUUUGUAUGCAGAAGUCUGCCCAUCCUUGACAUUCGAGUGUACAAGCAUGUUACUGAAUGAGGAACUGCACGAGAAGGGUGGAGGCAAACUGUUUCUCUUGCCAGAAACAAGGAUUCCAGAGUGGUUUGAGCAUUGUGUCAGGGGACCGUCAAUUUCUUUCUGGUUUCGUAACAAGAUCCCUGCGAUAUCUCUAUGUUUUGCUAUUCACAUUGGAUAUUAUGCCACUUUUCGGCUCAAUAUUGAAGUCAACGGCAUUUCAAAAGACACAGAAGAGGAUUUCUAUUUGGCUUACAAUGCAGGGGAUUAUACGGUUCUUUCCGAUAUAAAACAAGAUAAAUUCUUACUUGACGGAAUUUUUUCUGAUAUAGAAGAAAAUAAAUGGAAUUAUGUGGUGUGUACUUUAUCAAGCACAGAAGAAACAGUGUUUGUCAAACAAAGUGGAAUCCAUGUAUUCAAACAAGGAAGUCUCAUGGAGGACAUUCAAUUCAGCGAUCCACUGUUGCUUAAAGAAGAGCAUAGAUUGGUGGACAUGGCAGACUGUCGGACAAUUUAUGCAGCACCAAAAUAAUUUGGCUUGAUUGCCUUUUUUGGAAACAAUAAAAUUGGGAAAGGGCAAAGAGUUGCUUUCAUUGCUUCCACCUACAGCAUCGAACAAUAAUAUGAAUUGGCAUUCAAAUUCAAUGGUAUCAAAGCUGAGAAGUAGCACUCCCAAUUUCCAAGGCUGUGAAAUUGUGUCCAUAAAGAGGAAAAUAGGUAUGUUAAAUGUGAACUUGGACAAUGCAGCCUGUGAACCUUCUUGUUCUGCACCUUCAAAAGUGGCUUUGAAUUCAGCAGCGUCAAACUUUGCUAGGGGUGCUGCCACCGAAGAAGGAGAAUCUUCGCAAAAUAUUCAGGCCCCAAUUCCCCCUUCAUCAAGCGGCAAAGUUAGUGGAGAAGAAAUACACCUAAAAACGUGUUGCACGGUGUCGCCAACCUCAAUUGACGCGUCUUUCAAAAAUCAAAUUGAGCCAAGUCAAGACGAUGUAGAAACAGAAGCAUUUUAUGCUUCUCUUGAAAGAUAAGAACCUGAGCGAAUCUUAGGGGGGUCAGAUAAGAUGCUUAGUGAAGGAAACUUUAUAGAUGAAUUGGCCCUACAGGUAUCUCCGAAGAGCAAUUGAUGCAUAUUUGAAAUUGGAAGCUUUUCUUUAUCCUGAUCUAUACUUUUUUUCUAUUUGUCAGUUGUUUAAUUUACAGUUCAGUAGAU
Gastrolobium bilobum is the source of this 4023-nucleotide messenger RNA. Its product is annotated as disease resistance protein Roq1-like. The transcript has 8 exons. Gene Ontology annotation, biological process: defense response; signal transduction. The coding region runs from base 55 to 3348 and encodes 1097 amino acids. NCBI's taxonomy places the organism in Eukaryota, Viridiplantae, Streptophyta, Magnoliopsida, Fabales, Fabaceae. Gene Ontology annotation, molecular function: ADP binding. The record is from RefSeq and is a predicted model, not a curated record.